AUGGUUGGAGAAGGAGGUCUCAACAUACAGGCUGCUGACACCAGUCUCUUUGGGUACAUGGGUUUUGUCCAUUCUAUAUCCAAGCGGGACAGCUUUACCCGCAGGCUGGGAUCCUGGUAUGACUUGGUGAGUGUGAAGGGAGGACGACCCAGGAGUUCUUCUGGUGAACGGUUGCGAGUUAUGGGGGAGAAUCCAGCUCUAGAGUGGAACAAUUAUGAUCCAACACAAGAUAACAAAGAUACAGACAUUAUUCUUCAUCCAUUCAUUGCAAGAUUUGACAGCAGAAUUAUAGCAGCUCCUGCCAUUGUUUAUCGAGGGGUUGAAGGAGAGGAUGGGGUAUCGUCCCCUACUCUGGUGGCAGGUCAUUCGUUAGAAAUAAAUGCCACUUCAGAUAUUGACCUCCAUAUAAGUCUGCCACAGAUCUGUCUCCUUCAGGAUAUUGUUGAGGAUACCACAAGAUUGAUAACCCAGAUGAUAGCAAGUGGCAGGCAAGGCCAAGCUUCACAGAUGCCAUUAGACAUCCAGGACAGUGGAGUGGACUGUGACAUAUCGUCAGUAGAACUCUCAAAAGGAAUGGCUAGCCUAAAGUCCACAGGAAGCAGUGGCUCCUGGUCUUUUGUGCCAUUGGAACUACUGGUCACAGGAGGAAAGAUUACUGCCAGCAUCUUUGACAGAGGGAUUCUAGAAGAGGGGCAAAAAUUGAGUGUGAAGGGUUGGCAGCGGAGUAAGCUGGAGCAAAGAGCCAAGAAGAGGGAGCGUGAGCUAGUGGCUGAGGCUGCAUCAACAGAGUCAGAGCCCUCACCCAAGAGGUUACCACAGAACCGCCAGAGAACAUUACCUCGGGACACUGGAGUGGAAACGCCAUCAGAAAAGGAGGUGGAAGAUGGGUAUGAGGGUUCAGAGGAAGGAUCAGUAUGUGAGGGGGGAGGAGUGAACCUCACUCAGCCACGCAUUCGACCCCUUCUCUAUGUGGUGGUUUCCCAGCCUCAUGCUUUCUUAUCUUGUCAGCCAUUAAAACAAAAGCUAGACAUAUCUUGUUUCAACUUCAUACUGCGAAGUGUUCCAAAAGGGUUUUCUGUGAAAGCCACAGAAGCCAAACAGCUGCCAAGUGCAGAAGACUAUACUACAUCAUGGCUUGAGACACGGCCAGGAGAUCCUCAUCUCAAAACUGGCAUUCCUCCUGCUCUGUUAGUUAUUUCUGCUACAGAUUUCCUACACAAGCCUGCGUGCAUAAAUAUUGAAGUUGGAAGGCCAGUCCGCCUGUACCUAAGUGAGAGUCGUUGGCAGCAAGUGAUCCAUGUUAUGAGCAGCAUGUCUAAAGUCACUCCAGUGCUGGGAGUGAUCUCCUCACAUGACGCAAAGCCAGUUCCAAAGCCAGACAGCUCCUUGGACUCCCAAGAGACCUCUUCUCCAGAGAUUCUGCGUCAAGCUCUGUCCAACUUUGACAGCAUAUCCGUGGUGACAAACCAGGUUGUGGUCAACUGUGAAGUGAUGAAGCCACACAAAGCUAAGACAGAACUUCACUGUAGCAUAUCUGGAAUAAAGUUCCGCACUUCUACCACCCGCAAAAGAGCAUCCCAGCCCCAGGAUGCAAGACUGGACAUCAUCUCAGAAAUCACCAUCAAUGCAGAUAUCCUAGAUUUGCACAUGAAAUCAAUCUAUCAUUCUCAAAAACUUCAAACUUUCCUUAAGCCAUGGACAGUAUCUGGGGAACUGAAGCUGCUAUGGCUCCAAUGGAGUACUCAGCCUUAUGUAGAAAUAAGAAUUGAUACAGAAACCAUAAUGGUGGACUUGGGCCCAGAACAUUUAUUUUGCUUCAUGGACCUAUGGCAGCACAUAUCAACAUUCAUGAACAGUGAAAGUGAAGAAAUAAUAGAGGUGAAGCAGGUCAAGCCAGCCAAGAAGGAAGAGCAUCCACAUGACAUUCUGUACCAGGAUGACUUACGUGCUGGAAUUUUCCAGUACGUGAGUCUAGCACUUGAGGAUCCAAAGCCUUACCAAGUUGUGUUUGACAAGAUGGCAGGGACCAUGGUCUGGUGCUACCCAGAACCUCGGACACUGACCAGAGUUGACAUUUAUCCUGUUCCAUUUGUUGCUGCAUCUGAGUUUAGCACAAUGGCAGAUGCCCAAGACAAAGAUCAAGUCUUGUGUGCCCUUCAGUACUUUGAUUCACUACGUGACACUUUCAUAACAUAUCGCCAGUUCCAGUUGUCAGAGUCAAAGUUCUGCCAGCUAGAUCUGCCAAGUUUCUAUGAAAAACAACAUAUUGCAGUAUCAUCUAUGUGGAGAGUGUGUAUAGAUUUCAGGGAAGAAGAUAGUGACUCACAUGAUGGGAAAAUUAUAGUGUCCCCAGGAGCCUUGGCUGCAUGUAUGCGGGUAGAUUCUAUGUUUUCUGUGGACUUAUUGCCCAGAACUCAGGCUGUGGUGUCUGUUGGGCAGGCACAGGUAACUCUUUACAAUCAUCUUGCCCUGACUGGAAAUAAACUGCCCAAAGAGCUUAGAUUUUUCACUUUAGAUAGAUUAGCUCCUGAAGAACAGCCCUUCCUUACUUUUACCUUAGAGAAUGCAUUUAUGCGCACAUAUUCUUGGGCCUCAGCAGCUCAUGUACAGGUAGGGGGAUCUGUGCGAACUGAUGUGCUUAGCUACAGCUUCUUAACCAACAGUUGUCUUCUGGAACCAACAUUUAUUGAAGCAAGUCUUGUCACCCAAGAUGCUGAGGGACCAGAUAAACCUAAUUGCAUUGACUCUAUAAUCACAGUCAAACCAAUGUUCAUCCAUGUAAACCAGUCCAUUAUCCACACAUUGAAUGUCGCCUAUGAGAGUUGGCUGCAGGUGUCAGCCACAGUUUCAGAUGUAGCAUGUGGGCCGAACUUGGCCCUCCUCAAGAAAUCCCCUGUGAUAUUUAUGACCAAUUAUCUUAUAUGCAAUGAUACACUGGAGACUAUAAGGUUUGGGCAAGUAGGGACAGAUGAGAAUAUACUCCUUGGCUCCAGAGGAAUCCACCUUUAUUCCUGGAGGAGUCACAAAUACCCACCAUUACUGCAUGUGUGUGUGGAGGGAGGCAAGUGGAAAUGGUGUGACCCAUUUAUGCUGGACACAGAAGGGUAUCAGAUACGUACAAUUCACCAUGAAAAUUAUCACAUUCACUUCAUGGUAGCCCUAGAGAACUUGUCGCCAACCCAGAAGCUUGUCACAUUCUCAGGACUGCUUUCCAUAGCCAACUGCCUCAAUGAACAUUUGGAAUUCAGAAUCAUUGAGCCAGGCAAGGAAAAAGAUUCACCCAAACAUGCAGCGACACACAUGCUUCAAAGCAAGUUUGUAGCCCCAUCUUACAUUGGUGAGGCCCAUGGAAUACGAGUCCGACUGAUGGGAAACCAGACUAUAUGGUCAGGGGAGAUUCCUUUGUCAUAUGAGCGGACAAAGGACUCCCUCCUGGUGAAGAUUCCCUUGAAGAUGAAGGGAGAGAGCCUCAUUUCAUGGUGUCGUGUGCUGAGGCAGAGAGUAGGCUCUGUGUGGAGACUCUUGGUGGUAUUCAGCCCACAGUACAUGGUCAGGUCCCAUCUUCCUCGGCCACUGAUUCUCCAUGUCAACACUCCAAGCAAUCACACUUCACAUCAGGUUGUGGUGAAGGGGCGUGGAAAAACACAUACACUACAGUGCGAUGGUGGCAUCACACAUCAGCUGACAUUCCAAUUAAACCCAGAGUUAGAGGUUUCAAGUCCACCCAUUCCCCUUUCAAGAGCCAUGGCUGACCAGAUGCGACUAUCCCAUUCUCAAGAACCUGUGGACAUAUCACAGUAUCUUCAGAAUUUAUUUGAUGGCCCAGAAGAACGUUGGCCUUAUGUAGAUACUUCUAACUUCAUGGGGGAUGUUCUCUUUGCUGAUCAGCCUAAAAUUGACUUGCAGGUUGGAUUCUCUGGUAUUUAUUCUCAGUGCAAUACUCUCUUGGUGGAUAUAAGACCUUGGGCUCUCAUGAUCAACCACUCAGGUAUAGAAAUUGCUUUGCGUGAACACGAGUCAACAAGCUGCUGGUUUGUGCCCCCUGGUGCUGUAUUUGCUCCUCCCAAGCUAGAUGGACUUUUUACAAUUGGGGUAGUUGAUAAUGAUCAGCAGUACCACACUGUGCCAUUGCAGUUGUCCAAAGAAGACAGGUGGUACAGCCUAAAAUUUGAAGGAAGGAUACCACGUGAAGGUUUUACAAACUUGCGCAUCUUGACACAAGAUAAAGUAUACUUGAUCACAGUAUUGUCCAGUUAUGAGGAGAACAUACAGAUCUUGCACCUCCUUCCCACUUACUCCAUCACCAACAACACCCAAGAGGAAUUGACCAUCCGCUCAAUGUAUGUCUAUGCUGGUGACAUCAAGGUGCAGCUCCCAGUGUCUCUGCCAGCCCUGGACUUAGCCUCAAAACCAGCUACGGCUGAGCUGAAAGAAGUCCCCCUCCUAAUGUGGCACAUUCUCAAGGAUCCUGGUGCUUCCAGUUCAGAUGAGGAACUUUGCUGCAUACAGAUAGGUCAGAAUGGAUAUCAGGCACAUCCAGUGGUGGUGAGGGAUAAUCCCCCAGACCAGAGAAUGACAUUCACACUGCCAGAUGACCAAGAGAGUCCAAUUCUUAAUCGGUCCUUCUUGGUGACCUCCCACAAGUAUCAAGGACAGACAAAGAUGGUGGUCCAAGAAGAUCCUUCACCACAAAUGAUAAUACACAACAAUACCAAAGCUUUACUUAUAUUAGGCCAGAGUUCAACCAAAGAAGAUGGGAUCAUGGAAGAGGAAUUGGACAUGUUUGCAGCAAUGCCGUCAGUUCCACCCAACAAAGCCGUCCAUUACACUUUCCCUUACAUCUCUCAGAGGUUCCCAAACAUUGUGUCAAAUAAUGCUGCAUACCCACGCCUUCAUUUCUCACAGCCUGAUGUUCUCAAUAAUG
Molecule: messenger RNA, 4924 nt
Organism: Penaeus monodon (black tiger shrimp)
Lineage: Eukaryota; Metazoa; Arthropoda; Malacostraca; Decapoda; Penaeidae
Product: vacuolar protein sorting-associated protein 13B-like
Source: RefSeq, a predicted model, not a curated record